Meloidogyne enterolobii is the source of this 942-nucleotide messenger RNA. Lineage: Eukaryota; Metazoa; Nematoda; Chromadorea; Rhabditida; Meloidogynidae. The record is from the annotation of a GenBank genome assembly.
UUUAUGGGGAUGAAUUGUCUUUGGAAGAAAAUUUUUUUUAAAUUCCUUUAUUUUUUAAUAUGUGCUUCUUCCUUCUUUCUGUUCAUCCCAUCUUCAUUUUCAUCUUCCUUCUCUUCUUCACCUUAUUCUUCAUAUUUUCAUUGUCUUCUCCUUCCUUUCUCUUCCUUCCUCUUCUUUUUUAUUCUUCCCAUUCUUCAUUCUCUUCUUCAUCUUCUCCUUUCUUUUCUUCAUUUUCUUCCUCCUUCUCUUCAUCAUCUUCAUUUUCUUCCUCCUUCUCUUCAUCAUCUUCAUUUUCUUCCUCCUUCUCUUCAUCAUCUUCCUUUUCCUCGUCCUCCUUUUUCAUCCGUUGUUUCAUCUCCUUUCUUUUCUUUUUCCUUCACCUUCCAUCUCUUCAUCCAGUUUUAUUCAUCCUCACUUUCCUUUUCUUCCUUCCUCUUCCUUUUCUUAUUUGUAUUUUCAUUUUCUUUUUCAUCUUUUUCGUUCUCCUCUUCAUUUUCUUACUCCUUUUCCUCGUCCUUUCUUCGUCCUCUCCUUCUCUCUUCUUCAUCCUCUUAUCUUUUAUUCAUCAUCAGUUGCCUUCCUCUUCCCUCUGUUCUUCAUCCUCUUCCUUCUCUUCUCCUUCCUCUUCCUUUUCUUAUUCAUCAUAUUCUUCAGUUCUCUUCUUCACCUAAUUCUUAAUAUUUUUAUUGUCUUCUUCCUUUCUCUUCUUAUUCUUCCUAUUCUCCUUCCUCCUCUUCAUUUUCUUCCUCAUUUUCCUCGUUCUCUUUCUUAUUUUCCUUAUUCUUCCUUCUCUUAUCUUCUAUUCAUCAUCAGUUUCCUUUCCUCUUCCUUCUCUUCUUCAUCCUCUUCCUUUUUUUCUUCUUCUUCAAUUCAUCCCCAUAAAUUCCUUCCUUUUCCUUCCUCUUCCACACAUACCUGCCAGUUUUCACACUCAUUUUUUAG